CACAGUGCCGUGUCUCGUGUUGAACGCACUAGACGACCCACUGUGUGUGGAGGAGAACAUUAGGUAUGACAUCGUUGAGACAACGCAAGACUAUACCCUGGUCACCACACGCAGUGGCUCGCACGUGGCUUAUAGAGAGGGUAUCCUGGGACAGACAUGCUACAUGCACAGGAUCGCGCUGGAUUUUCUGGAGAGUUCUAAACUUGAGCUGGAGCAAAACAGUCAUCAGGAUUGAGGGAACAUGUACAUGGAUAGUACAUAUACAUCAAUUGUACUAGGAAUGUGGGCGCAGAUUUAGAAUACCAUCUCAAUCGGAGCAUCGGAUCUAUGCUUGUCCUGGUUACCCAUGUGCAGUGGCUCGCACGUGGCGUAUAUAUAUAUAUAUAUAGAGAGAGAGAGAUAGAGAGUCCUGGGGCAGAGAUGCUACAUGCACAGGAUUGCGCUAGGUACCCUCGAGAAUGCCGAGGCCUAGACGCUAUCUUCUACUUUCUUUAUUCCCCUUAAGGUUUGUGUCCAAGCUUAGGGUUCCCUUUCUUUCUAUCAGUUGUAGUAAAUUAGGAAAUGGCAUCUGCGUAUUCAGAGAUGGAAUCAGAGACUGGAUGUACAUUCAAGCCGUUAUUAGAAUCAGGGUACCUCUAGCUACUUCACUCCAUUUCCACGCGUGAUAGCUGGCAAUGGGCCGGAGGAAUAGAGGCAACGUGCCAGUGAUAAUGUGUACAAGAUUGCGCCGGGCCAUGGUAGGUAAUGCCAUACUUUACCUGGACGACGACAGCCAUCGGCCGUAGAUUUGGAAUUGGACCAACGGCACUACAUAGUGCUAGUACGUACUGAAUUAAAAAUUAGAUAAAUGAUGACAAUGCGCAGGACUAGCUUACGCAACUAUAUUCGGGUCACCACACCUAGUCACCCGCGUAUGAUAUAAAGAGACUGAGUUUCUGGCCAUGUUAUGAUUGAACACAAUUACUCUGUGGUUUGGAAAUAAUUUUAAUCUAAGCAAGCAACAAGAACAACAAUUGCGGCUGGGAAUAAAGCU
This is a messenger RNA of Sphaeroforma arctica JP610, 1033 nucleotides long. RefSeq lists its product as hypothetical. Lineage: Eukaryota; Ichthyosporea; Ichthyophonida. The transcript has a single exon. The record is from RefSeq and is a predicted model, not a curated record. The annotation marks the transcript as partial.